This is a messenger RNA of Aplysia californica (California sea hare), 3147 nucleotides long. RefSeq lists its product as uncharacterized. NCBI's taxonomy places the organism in Eukaryota, Metazoa, Mollusca, Gastropoda, Aplysiida, Aplysiidae. The record is from RefSeq and is a predicted model, not a curated record.
UGAUAUUAAUAAAAACGACAAUAAAAGCAAUAACAACAACAACAACAACAACAACAUCCGUUUUACUAGGAAAUCGGUGAGCAUAGAACAGGAACAAAACUACCAUUGUACGAGCGAUACAGAACAUUUCAAAACAGCCCCUGGGAAAGAUCUAAAUGCAAACAUUCAAGCAAACGCUCGUGAAUAGAAGGCUAUUGGACACCGCCCAAGAUUCAGAGACUUUCUCUAUACUUACGAAACAACAAGGUGUGUAUGUGCAACACUUCAUUCUGUAUGGACGACGUGUAAAAGCGGAGGAAAUGGUUGCUACAGAUUUUGGCCACUCUUCAAAACACUGAAGUUUUUGUGAGGGCCAGUUCUUUUUCUUCCUUGAAGUAAAAGGCAGCAGCGGUUGGUAACACAAAGAUCAGUAUCCACAGCCCGGCGAGGGACGGUCAUUGACCUCUACACAGACAGGAACUCUUUCAUCUGGACGUCAGAGAUGUCUUAUAGAGAUGUACUUCUGUUGUUACUCAGUAUACAAGGUCUGACCACGUCGUCACAGAGUGAGAAGCAAAACUGGGGAUUGUUUUCUAGAAAUCGGAGACAGGCACCACUUCUGGACGAUGACGAAAGUGAUUCUAAACAGUUGGAGAGGACUCUGAGAAAUGAACUACCAUGUGAUUAUCUAUCUGAACCUCGAGACUAUGACGAACGUGAUUAUGAACCGUAUCUGAAGGUACUGAAGAAAGACCCAUGUCAUUUUGAACCACAACCACCCCGUAGAACUUACCCUCCAGAGGAAGAACGAGUCCCCCUUGAGCCUGACCGUACAGACGACGCUUAUCCAGAGCCUGAAAUCGUCAACUGUCCUUCCGGAGCAAAGGUCAGAGGUGACUAUAUCAUGUCCGGAUCAACAGCCACUUGUGAAUGUCGUCAGAAAACAGAGGGUUUUCCUGCAGGCACAGUUGUUUUGUCUCAGGGCAGGUCUACCUUGGACUCAGGACCUGUCGCCUCAGGGAAUGUCAUCAACACUGGUAACAACAACAAUGACCAGACGUUGACUUGUAGUUCUGAGUCUUUUUUUGGUCGAUCACAGCUCUCUGUCUCCAAGACUGUCAAGUUUGCCUAUGGACCAAGUAGCGCGAUGUUGACCUUCUCACCGACAAACCCGUCCGGUUUGUGUCAAGGCACCAGUCUCAGAGUUGUGUCCACUUGUACUGUUGACCCCAGUACUGUAAACCCUCAGCCGGAAUACAAAAUCUACGUGAACGGUACACGAGUUGGCACAUCUGUACAGCAAACUCUACAGUUACAGGGCGGAGCUCACACAAUCAGAUGUCUUGUCGAGAACUCGUUAUUUCCUGCUGAUCUCUCUACUGAUGUCACUGAGACGUUCAUUGUCAGAGUCCCUCCGCCGGGUCCUCCUGAGAUCACUGUGAGUCAGCCGUCGGUCCCCGGUCCUGGAGAAAUCCUGGUGAAGGAAAAUGUCAGAACCAGAGUGCGGUGUGAGGUCCGAGGGGGAUAUCCUGCUACAAGUGAUGUACGACUGCGCUGUCCUAGUUCUCAGGCCGGUAGCUCUGGUGUGAGCUCUGUGGUCGUAACUAGGUCACAAGGGACACAAUGCUCGUGUACGGCCUCUCACGAAAGUGGAUGUUACAACAAACGGAGUGACGUCACCAUCAAAGCUGCUUACGGUCCAGAAGACGUCACGUUGGAGAGAAAAAACGUGAGACCAGAGGAGGUCGGAACGUAUAACCUGUGUCCGUCAGCUACAUCAGAUAUAAUCAUGGAAUGUUCUGUAGGAGUUGUCUACCCAGCAGCCACUUUAUUCCCAACGAUGACGCCACCAGGAACACAAAUUGUUGAUGUAUGUCCAGGAAACGACAAUAAGUGCUCCUACAAAUUUGUGCCUUCAAGAGGAGCUAAUCACGAGUUCUGGUGUAUGGCGGUGAACAGCGUUUUUGGAGAUAUGCGAGGAGAAAGUCCACCUGUACAGGUCUACGUGCGAGAACCUCCGAAAGUGGCCCCAAAACUGACCAUCAGCGGUAAAGAUUUCUCUGGCGCAACUGCCGAUAACACUGUGGAUGUUGUCGAUGGAGAAGAAAACUCUGUGGUAUGUCAAGUUGAUGGGGGAUUCCCGGAGGUCUCGCCCUCUGACAUCUACGUGCAGUGUGACGGUGUGAAAGUGACAGAUGGAAAGGUUGUGUUCACACUUGAUAGAAACGCCACGUACUGUACUUGUCGGGCACAACAUCCUAGUGGUUGCUACCACCUAUCGACUGAAGUCCUCGUCAUUGCAAUACUGAAGACAGAGGCGAAGCUUCAACAAAGUGAUGAUGAAAUGACCAUACCAGUAGCAGUUGGGGCAGCCUGUGCAGCUUUAGUCCUUUGUUGUGUCACUGCGGCGAUUGUGUUCUGCCUUUUGAAGAGAAAAGGCUGUUUCCUCAGGAAGGCUAAACAUGAAGAAGAACAGUCAUUCACCUCCCAGCUCUGGUCGGAAAGUCUUUGCCGAAAACAACCAAACCCGUUUGCCGCCGAGAAGAAAAUGCGUACGUGGACAUAGAUGCGGACAACUUAUCCUCACAGGACAUUUCUACUCCGGUUCUGGUCGGAAAAUCUUCAUCAGGAAAAACGAAACCCAUCAGCCGUCAAGAGGAAAGUCCGUACGUGGACGUGGAUUUGGAGCACAUAUCGUCGCAGGACAUCCAAACCCCGGUCCUGAUUGGAAGAACCAAGGUGGAAAUCAUUACACCUGACGCCACAAAGACAGACGGUGAAGGGAGACGUUACGACAACGUACUGGUGACGUCACCGGUGUCAAGAGCAGGACCAGGAGGUCAAGAACGACCAAAAAAAAAUCAGUACGUGGACGCGGAUAUGGACCUGAUAAAUGCAAACAACGCUAACACCCAGAUCUUGAUCGGGAAAACCAGUGCGAAAACAAUUACUCUUGACUCCCCUCAGGCAGGUUACGAUGACGGGAGACGUUACGUCAACGUGUCGGUGACGUCACCAGAGUCAGAUGAGUACAUGAGCUUUCAACCUAAAGCGGAGUAUCUUAAUGUUGACAUUGAUGAAGACAUGGAUGGUCACUACUCCUCGCCCAGGAGCAAUGCCCCAGUAAAGGGAAACUAUGUGAACGUGCAGAGACAUGACAAGCAAUGA